CAGACCAGUCGUGAUGGACCAACAGGGCUCCGUGUAGUAAAAGGGUCCAGGCCAAUUGGCAAAUAGGUAUAGUAGCCCAAGAAAUUGGAUGAUGGACCUCUUCAGCUACCAGUCCGAUAUGCUCUAGACAGCUAGCGGGUCCGCGGCUAGCAGAUGGGCAUUCAGGGGACGUCGAGAUGGAGGAGCCUGUUGAAAAAUACUGAGCUGAGAUGGAAACUGGAGAGCAGGUUGGAGUGGAGGCUGUCCCCUACUGCUGUUCUGCCUUCGAUGGUGGGGAGACCCCCGCCCGUGGCCUGGCCUGCCGCACCAGAAAGACCCGCAGCCUGAGCACCUCGUCUGCCACUGCUUGCGACUACAGAUGUUUCAGGAAAAAUCAGUCUCUACAUAGAACAAGUCCUGUGACCACUUUUGGACCCAAAGCAUGUAUGCUGCAGAAUCCACACGCAAUCAUUUGAAACCGUGAUUCAUCCGUGAAGAGCACACUUCUCCAGCGUGUCAGUGGACAUCGAAGGUGGGCAUUUGCCCACUGAAGUCGGUCACGGCGCCAAACUGCAGUCAGGUCCAGACCUUGGUGAGGACAACGAGCACGCAGGCACAUUCAGGACCCAGCCAGCCAGAGACUGACGUGGAACAAGCCUCCCAAAAGUGUCCUUGUCAUCAAGAAGAUCCAGGAUGCCAGUCUACUGCAGCCUUUCAAAGAGCUCUGUGUGUUUCUCACAGAGAAAAACAUGAUUGUUUACGUGGAGAGGAAGGUUCUGGCUGACCCAGUCAUCCAGGCCGAUGAGAGCUUUGCGGCCGUCAUCCAGAAGUUCUGCACCUUCAGAGAAGAUCUCGAUGACAUUUCCAAUCAAGUGGACUUCAUCAUCUGUCUUGGUGGAGAUGGGACCUUACUUUACGCAUCGUCACUCUUCCAGCUUGCUUGUGUGUGUAUGUGCGGAUGUGUGUUUUCUCAGAAGAGUAUUCCACCUGUUAUGUCCUUCCACCUGGGUUCUCUGGGCUUCCUCACGCCUUUCAACUUUGACAUGUACCAGUCUCAGGUCACCCAAAUCAUUGAGGGUAACGCCGCCAUCAUCCUGCGCAGUCGCCUGCGAGUGGUGAAGGAGAGCCGAGAGAAGAACGCCCAGGUGGACAAGAAGGGCAUCAUCAUGACCAAUGGAGACAGCGAGGGCAGCCGCAAAGCCAUGCAGUACCAGGUGCUGAAUGAGGUGGUGGUGGACAGAGGCCCGUGCUCCUACCUUUCCAACGUGGACCUCUUCUUAGACGGACACCUCAUCACCACGGUACAGGGAGACGGUGUGAUCGUGUCGACUCCCACGGGCAGCACUGCGUACGCGGUAGCAGCCGGAGCCUCCAUGAUUCACCCCAACGUGCCGGCCAUCAUGAUCACCCCCAUCUGCCCCCACUCACUGUCCUUCAGACCCAUAGUGGUGCCUGCUGGGGUGGAACUCAAGAUCAUGCUGUCACGUGACUCCAGGAAUACAGCCUGGGUGUCAUUCGAUGGGAGGAAGAGACAAGAGAUCUGCCAUGGAGACAAGUGCGUGACCUUUUGGCCCCUCAGUCAUCGCAACCUCCCCCCUAGUAAAAAUACCACGAAACAAAAGCUGAUAAACAUGGAAGAUAGCCUGAUGAACUCAACCCAAAGCUCAUCUAACUCCCGCAAGCAUUACCAUCACUACUUCCUGCUUCCCCGUUCCCUCCAUCUGUUUCCAGGAUCCCGUGAACGACUGGUUCAAGAGCCUGGCGCAAUGUUUACACUGGAAUGUGAGAAAGAAGCAGAACUACCUUAGCUCCAAGGAGGACGUGUUCUGACGCCAACAACCUCGCCUUCCCGUGACACCAUUCUCAUAGUACACCAUUUUGGGUGUAUUCCAGAUGUACAGAUUCUGCUCAGUUCUUCAAAAAUCAAAUUCGAUCUUUACAAUACCUGGACAAGUGUUUAACAUACCACGGCAAAAUGAUAUAGCGAUCCUAUAUCUGGAACGCACCCUUUGACUUCAGUUGGAUUCCAUCAGGUCAAUUUGCAAUCAACAUCCUCCGGAGAUUCAUUUGUUUUGGUUCUAGAUCAUCCCUUACUGUUAAGAAUUUCACACCCUUUUAAAAAGAUUGUUGAAAUUGUAUUUUUAUGCAAACAACCAAAUUGUCUCAUGCCUGACUGAAAACAAUCCAGGUUAAAGUUAACCUGUUAGACAAAGUAAUACUGAGCUACGGAUCAACCCCAAGCUUCUCAACAUAUAACACAGAUAUAAUGACUGUUGUCAGUGGGGAUUUUUAUCAAGAACCAAUGUUCUUGGGGAUAUGGAGUUGAAAAUGUAUUUUAUAGUAAUGAUUGACGUUUUGAUACAAUCCCUAAAAUAAAAUGUAUUAUUACUACUUCAGGAACAGCAGAAUUGCUUCUACUCUGCAAUAAUGAAAUAAAUGUAUAGAUUGUGCCUUAAACUGGUAAAUUAUAUUAUCAUAAUCAAUGAAGGUUUACAUAACUUUCAUUUUCUUAAAUCGGAUUUACAUCUUAGUGCAGGUGUAACAUAACCAUAUCUUCAGUAUUCCUCAUAUUCAAGCUUCUCAAAUGGCUUGUACAAAUGUUAAUCUUACAUUAAUGUUGCGUAUCUUAACUACUCUGUCUACAACAACAACGCUGUGGUGUCUGACCGUGUGUAAUGUCAAGAGAAUGGUACGAACAUUAAGAACUGAAGUCCAUUCCAGGUGAGAUGAGACCACAACUCGAUGUCUUCAUAGCCUUUCACUAUAAAGCCAUAGCUCUACUAUGUUAUUCGUUUCAUAGUCAAGUGGGAUGCAUAAGAUGAUUCCAUUGUAAUUCUAUUGUUUUCAAUCAAAGUGAUUGUGAGUCUACAGGGUUUUUACCACCCCAGGUUUUUGAGUUUUGUUUUUGCUUUAGACAUGGGAGGCCAGGUAGGUGGACUUUAGCCCAUUAAUGAUAUUGAGUUGGUGAGGUGAUGAGUAGAUUCUGGUGUAGUGUCUGGAUGGACCUAAACCCUGCUGUGCCACUCCAGGACCAGGGUUGUCAACCCCUGACCUACGGUGUCUGACUGUUAUUGCAGUAUGCUGAGAGAUUGAAGGCAUUCAGAUUCUACAAGGUAGUGGCCUGCCUUACCAAAUGAGACUGCAACACUCACCCCUCUUAUUGACAAGCUUUGAAAUACCGACUUGAUAAAAUGUUAUGGUGUGAGGGUUUUUCUUCUAGCUUACAGACAAAUUAUAGUGUACGAGUUUACUACGUAUGUUGUGCGGGAUAGGCAAGUGAAAUUUCCACUGAUGGAAAAACUGGUCUAAGCUCUGUAGAUACCAGUGCACCACACUGCACGAGGACCAUUUAACUCUAGUCAAUCAAUCAUUCCUUAUUUUCUCAUUUAUGAUGCUUGAUAUAUUUAUGAACCAGUUUACACUAUGAUUGCUGAAAUAUAAAUCUCUGGUACGUUUUUGUAUAUUGAUAUGUAUAUGAUUAGUACAGUAAGUCAGUUUAACUAUAUCUAUUUUCUCAAAUUAGAAAAACAAAUGUCCUCUUUCAAUGGAAUUUGGAGUGGAGUAUUUUCAAGUUAAUGGCAGUCCCUUCAGUUGUUAGGGAGAUAUAGUUUGGAAACAUCUGUAAGAAAUCCAUUUACUGUACUUUAUUUUUCAGAGAGUACAGUGUUUUCUCUCCUGAAGUAAAGGCAGUUGUGAACUUUGCCUUACAAACCAGUUGCACUGAAAUCAUGCUAAUCAUAUAAACUUCCCCCAAUGUGAUAUAUUUUGUGGGACCUUUUGGAUGAAGGACCUUAUUCCUAUUGUUCUUUCUAUGUCAGUUAUUCUCUAAGUGCUUCUCACUUUAAACUCUGUUUUGUAGACUUCUCCAACUCUGAGAGCCUAUCACUUUGUAAAUAUUGUUUCUGAAUAAAUUAUAUUUUUCCAGAGCACUUGAAUAAACAAAGAGAGCCAA
Molecule: messenger RNA, 3931 nt
Organism: Oncorhynchus gorbuscha (pink salmon)
Lineage: Eukaryota; Metazoa; Chordata; Actinopteri; Salmoniformes; Salmonidae
Product: NAD kinase-like
Exons: 13
Coding region: 729-1787 (352 amino acids)
Biological process (GO): NADP+ biosynthetic process; NAD+ metabolic process
Molecular function (GO): NAD+ kinase activity
Source: RefSeq, a predicted model, not a curated record